Messenger RNA from Cynocephalus volans (Philippine flying lemur), 1290 nucleotides. It is a transcript of the gene RNASEH2A, whose product is annotated as ribonuclease H2 subunit A. NCBI's taxonomy places the organism in Eukaryota, Metazoa, Chordata, Mammalia, Dermoptera, Cynocephalidae. Gene Ontology annotation, molecular function: RNA binding; RNA-DNA hybrid ribonuclease activity. Bases 54 to 956 code for a protein of 300 amino acids. Gene Ontology annotation, biological process: mismatch repair; DNA replication, removal of RNA primer. Gene Ontology annotation, cellular component: ribonuclease H2 complex. The transcript is spliced from 8 exons. The record is from RefSeq and is a predicted model, not a curated record.
CUGAGCCGGCGGCGGCCCUGUUUUCUGCAGCUGGUGGCGUCGGCCGGGGCGGCAUGGAUCUCAGCGAUCUGGAGAGAGACAAUACGGGCCGCUGUCGCCUGAAUUCACCUGUGCCUGCGGUGUGCCGCAAGGAGCCCUGCGUCCUGGGAGUCGAUGAAGCGGGCCGGGGUCCCGUGCUGGGCCCCAUGGUCUACGCCAUCUGUUAUUGCCCCCUGUCCCGCCUGGCAGAUCUGGAGGCGCUGAAAGUGGCAGACUCCAAGACCCUGUCGGAGAGCGAGCGGGACAGGCUCUUUGCAAAAAUGGAAGAAGACAGGGACUUUGUGGGCUGGGCGUUGGACGUGCUGUCUCCAAACCUUAUCUCUACCAGCAUGCUCGGGAGGGUCAAAUACAACCUGAACUCCCUGUCCCAUGAUACAGCCACCGGGCUGAUACAGUACGCGUUGGAACAGGGUGUGAAAGUCAUUCAGGUAUUCGUAGACACUGUGGGGCUUCCAGAGACUUACCAAAAGCAGCUGCAGCAGCAUUUUCCCGGCAUUGAGGUGACGGUCAGGGCAAAAGCGGAUGCCCUCUACCCCGUGGUCAGUGCUGCCAGCAUUUGUGCCAAGGUGGCCCGUGACCAGGCUGUGAAGAACUGGCGGUUCGUGGAAAAACUGCCGGACUUGGAUGCCGAUUACGGCUCGGGCUACCCCAAUGAUCCCAAGACGAAAGCGUGGCUGAAGAAGCACGUGGAGCCCGUAUUCGGCUUCCCCCAGUUUGUCCGGUUCAGUUGGCGCACAGCCCAGACCAUCCUGGAGAAGGAGGCAGAAGACGUUAUGUGGGAGGACUCGCCAACAGGAGAUCAGGAGGGACUCGGGAGGAUCACAUCCUACUUCCUCAAAGAAGGCUCCCGAACCCGCCCCCACCUCCCCUACCGGUACUUCCAGGAGCGGGGCUUGGAGUCAGCCACCACCCUCUAGGGGCCAUCCUGUCUUCUCCCUUACCUGCCCCCCCACCCCGCCUCCAGCAAUUAAAGUCGUUUAAGGAUAACCAAGCCUAGGGGUCGCACUUUGGGGCAGAGGCCAGUGGGAGUGUGCUCCGCAGCAGGACCCAGCUGCUGCUUUUUGGAACCUAAACAGAGUAGGCAUUGGUUGAUGGACUUGCUUUUAUUUUUAUUUUUAUUUAUUUAUUUUUUUACUUUAUUUUUUUGGUGGCUGGCUGGUACAGGGAUCCGAACCUAUGACAUUGGUAUUCUAAGGCUGCGAGAUUUGAUUUUUUUUGUAAUUUUUUUUUUUUUUUGAGAUUGGUUUUUAA